Messenger RNA from Lindgomyces ingoldianus, 630 nucleotides. RefSeq lists its product as uncharacterized. The annotation marks the transcript as partial. The transcript has a single exon. The record is from RefSeq and is a predicted model, not a curated record. Lineage: Eukaryota; Fungi; Ascomycota; Dothideomycetes; Pleosporales; Lindgomycetaceae.
AUGAACGCCACACACUGUCCGACAACCCACCCCCAUCUUGCCCCACAGAUCGGGGAUCGCAACACUCAAUACCCAGGUUUUAGGGGAAUAUUUGCGGACGCAUACGGGGCAAGCCACUUCCGUAAAUCUGCAACCCGGUUUAAGCGGAAGCCAUAUCAAGCACCGGAGGCCGAUUGUAGCAUCGCAGAGAUCGUGGCGCAUCGGAGCUUUCAUAUCUCCCGUAUCUACAACGCUAUGACACGAGUUGAUGCUGCCAAAGAUAAUCCAAAUUCUAUCGCUAUGCGUCGCUGGGUGCAUUCUGCAUACUAUCCUUCCGAUCUGGUCGAAGCGUAUGCUCACAAGAUCCUUGAUUGCCUUAUCCAGCAGGCGAAGUACGGCUUUCGCGGUUGGCAUCACAAUGAUUAUGCUCAGGAUGAGCGGAAGAGUGAAGACGAGGAUAAAAAUGUGGAUUGUAAGGGUAGGCUGGCGAAUGUGAUUAAGGGCCUAGAAGAGGAGAAGACUAUAUGUGAAGAUGUGAUGAUGAGUGCGGCGCAGGUCCGCAUGUUUGUCAAUGCGCCUAGAGCGUAUGCAAGAAGGAAGGAGGCGAACAGGGUUGGGAAUAGUAAGAGGGGAAGGAAUAAGAAGGAUGAU